GCAGAUUUUUCUCCUGGGCCGACAGCUUCCUUGAGUCAGGAUAGACAGACAGCUCACUGGCUGUUUCUUCGGACCGGCUCCGGGUCUGUCCCAGCUGUUUCUCAAGCUCUCUAACCUGAAGGUGGUUCCACAACAGGUGCGGAGACUGAGACACAGAGAUGAAGAGAUUUGUUCAAAGACACCAAACAUGUAGACCAAUGACUGAGGCCAGACUCAAACUCAGGUCUCUGGAAGCUCAAGGCCACACACUGGUUGUUAAUUACAGUUUUUUGGAGACGUCUUCAUUUGGCUUCAAGGAUCCCACAGGAGACCCUGAGAGUAAAAGCCACUGGAGAAACUGGGGUGAAGGCGAACCUGCACGUGGCAAAUCGUGGAAGUGGCCCACCUAAUCGCGUGCCUCUUAGUUUCUUGGUCCAGCUAACCUCAGACAGCGUUUCCUCCAUGCCAGGCACUGUGGCAAGCGAUUUACACAUGUGCACGCGUUCAGUCCCCCCACAACCUGUAGGGUAGAUGCCGUCAUUAUCCACAGUACAAAGAGGAGGGAACUGAGACACAGAGAUGAAGCAGUUUGCCUGAGGCCACACAGUUGGGCAUCUCAAGCCUUAUGUUCAGGGCCAGGAGGAGCCUGAUGACUCACUCACCUUGCUCUGCAGGACAAGGAUCUGUUGAGCCCGACCCCUCCAGGUCCCAGGCGAGGACAGGAGCUGCUGGAUGUUCACAUCUUCCCCAACCUCACUAGUCAAAACCUGAAAAAGGUGGGGCCUUCAGUAUGACCCAAAGCACAGUAUGUGCAGAAACAGUGCUGGGUGCCUGGCGUUCCCAGAAGACCCGGCCUCCACCUGCACAACCGCCCCCCUCUCCCGCCUCCCCACCUCAAAGGCCAGUUGACCACGCUCUACGAGCAGCUCUCCCUGGGAAAGCAGUAAACCCACCUUCCCCAGCACUUCCCGGUGAUGCUCUGAGCAGACAAGGAACUGCUGACAGCGCCCAGGUGGGGCCGCCUGCUCCUGACACAUUCUGGGAUGGGUGAAUCACAAAGUUGACCAGGACCUGCUUCCUAAAUUUGUUCCCCUGUCACCCUGAACUGAGAUUGUUCUGGAGGUUACAGGGACGACCUCGCCACAGGGCCUUGCCCUCCGUGCAAAGCCACAGACGAGGGGCCGUGUCUGAGUGCAGCAAGGCAGGGGCCUACCAAAUGUCACUUGGGGAUGUUUGCUUCCAGAAGGGCCCAGAUUUGUGGUUGUUACAGGGAGAUGUUCAGGCUCAACCUCAAGGCUUUGAGGUAGAAACAGUACACCCCAGCUUGUGCCCUGGGCCCCUCUGUAGCCUGUCAUGGAAACUGAUCUAGCGUACCAAGUCUCUGGUGCUUGUUUCCACAAUAGAACUCUGUUUUGGAAAUCUUGGCUGGUCUUAGUGGUUCCAGCAGGGAAGACAAAUGCCAGAGAAUUCACUAUGUAAAUAAAAAUAAAUAAUGAACCAGCUGGGCCUGCCUCCCAAGUCUGAGCAUUUUCCUUUGAAAGGGGCCUUUAAUCCACAAACAACCUUUCCAUUUUCUAAAAUUAGAGACAGCAGAGGACAGGAGGUGGGUCUUGGUAGGCUUCCAAGUCCAAGGUGGCUUAUUAAGGAGACACCCAGGGUCUGUUGGGGUACACAUAGCACAGGGAAGGUUUAAGGGACUUUCUAGGGUGGACAGCACUGUCUUCCAUCCAGGGUUGGGUGGGCACCACAAGGGCCUCUGUGCAGGGACCUGCAGGCAGCCAGCAAUCCCCCUUACCAGAUGGGUCUGUUUAAAGAGCUGGUGGAAGGAUGUUACUGGAUCUGGAGCCUGACCCAGAACAAGCAACAUGAUGCUCACGGGACCAAGCUCCUGAAUGGAAGCCAUUGUCCAGCCGUGCCCUUCCCAGCCCUAGUCCAAGCCAUGCAAGAGGACCUGAACUCUGACCCAGAAGUACCUUCUGGGCCAUCCGGAGCUCCUGCUUCACAGCUUGGAUCUGGUUGCGGAGGUGUGUGCAGGUACCACGCUGAGGCUCAACAAGAGGAGCCCAUCUCAUCAUCAUACCCACUGUGAGAAGAGGCCCGGGAAGACCUGUGUCCUGAGGAGUGGAGACUGCAGCCCACCACCUACGCUUCCAUCAGAAACCUUCCAUCAGGCUCCCUGCUGCCAGAGAAUGAAGUUGGAACUCCUCCUCCAGCUACUGUCAAGGCUUCCUUCCGCAGAUGCAGAAGCUCCGUCACCUCUUCAGACGCUUUCCUGCGCUGUCCUGGCAACCGUCACCAGGGAAACCAGCCACGACGCCGCGUGACGUCAUCAUGCGUCUACGGCGGCCAAGAGGGCGCCGGGAGUUUGGAAAGGGACGGAGGUGCAGACUACCCGGGUUUAGUAGGUAAUUUGACUAGAUUACACAAAGAAAGAAUUGACCACUGGAAGCAAAAAGCUUUCUGUUUACCACAGGUAAACAGCUCUUUCCACUAGAAAGGAUAAAUGUGAUUUUCUACCUGGGCUGCCCGCUGGCUCCUGGUACUUGGUAUGAUGGAGAGUCCUGUGGUUGUGCAUGAACAUUGGGUUGCAAGCACCCUGGCAGCAGAACCUCCAUUAUGUUUCCACCACAGCACUUGGUGGUAUCCUGCCCAUGGAAAAUGUUGGUUGAAUGACUCAAGACUAUUUCUCUGCAGAGAGCUCCAGGACUGGGUGCAUCCUCCCGCCAUGGCCGCCACCGCCUCCCCUCUGCCGCCCACCACCAAGGUGGCCAGUUCUGAGAACAGCAGCUCCUUCUAUGACUAUGAGUACUACCUGGAGGACAUGAUCUUCAUGCUGUGCAGGAAGGACGAGGUGCUGUCAUUUGGCAGAGUCUUUCUACCUGUCUUCUACAGCCUGAUCUUUGUGCUGGGCCUGGUUGGAAACCUCCUCCUCCUAGCGGUCUUGCUCCGGUUCGUGCCUCGAAGACGGAUGACCGAGACCUAUCUGCUGAACCUGGCCAUCUCCAACCUCCUGUUUGUGGUGACACUGCCCUUCUGGGGCAUCUCUGUGGCAUGGCAUUGGGUCUUUGGGAGCGUCUUAUGCAAGGUGGUGAGCACCCUCUAUACCGUGAACUUCUACAGUGGCAUCUUCUUCAUCAGCUGCAUGAGCCUGGACAAGUACCUGGAGAUUGUCUGCGCUCGGCCCUACCACCGACUGAGGACCCGAGCCAAGAGCCUGCUGCUUGCAGCCACUGUGUGGGCUGUGGCCCUGGCUGUCUCCAUUCCCGACAUGGUCUUUGUGAGGACGCAUGAGAACUCCCCGGGCGUGUGGGAGUGCUAUGCAGAUUUUGGGGGACAUGGGACCAUCUGGAAGCUCUUCCUCCGCUUCCAGCAGAAUCUCCUGGGGUUUCUCCUCCCGCUCCUUGCCAUGAUCUUCUUCUACUCCCGCAUUGGCUCUGUGGUGGUGAGUCUGAGGCCCCCGGGCCAGAGCCGGGCCCUGAGGAUGGCCGUAGCUCUGGUGGUGGCCUUCUUUGUGCUGUGGUUCCCGUACAAUCUCACCUUGUUCCUGCACUCGCUGCUGGACCUGCAAGUCUUUGGGGACUGCAGGGUCAGCCAGCACCUGGACUAUGCGCUGCAGGUGACGGAGAGCAUCGCCUUCCUGCACUGCUGCUUCACCCCCGUCCUCUACGCCUUCUCCAGCCACCGCUUCCGCCAGUACCUCAAGGCUUUCCUGGCCACUGUGCUCAGAAGGCAACAGGCCCUGCCGUCCAGCUAUUCUGAGAGCAGCGGGCUCACGGCCCAGGAAGAUGUAAUGGGCAUGAGUGACCUCGGGGAGAGGCCGGCUGAGAACUCCCCGACAAGGCUCUUGAUCUCAAGCGGACUGCUGAGACUUGAUUCCUAAUCCUGCAGUAUACUUGCUGUGUGUCUUUGCAAUUGUUACUCUCCCUCCCUGAGCCUCAGUUCGUCAUUUGUAAAAUGGAAAUAAUAAUAGUGCUUGUCUCAAAAAGUCUUUAUGAGGUUAGUGUGUACCAUAACACACAUA
Messenger RNA from Bubalus bubalis (water buffalo), 4000 nucleotides. Its product is annotated as atypical chemokine receptor 2. The transcript is spliced from 8 exons. Gene Ontology annotation, molecular function: chemokine receptor activity. Bases 2528 to 3859 code for a protein of 443 amino acids. Gene Ontology annotation, biological process: G protein-coupled receptor signaling pathway; chemotaxis; immune response. Gene Ontology annotation, cellular component: membrane. The record is from RefSeq and is a predicted model, not a curated record. Lineage: Eukaryota; Metazoa; Chordata; Mammalia; Artiodactyla; Bovidae.